GCUUUGCGGCUGCGUGAUCCCGGGAGGCUUUCAGCCCAAGGACAGGCCUCGAACGUCUCCCCAGCUUUUUGGUGCCGGAGCCCCUUUCCGCUCUCAAAAGUUGUUGAGGACUCCCCACAGCCAGCUUUGGCCUAUGUGGGCUCUAUCGGUAUUUCUGAAUGAGAAGAGGGCUUGCGGUGGUUUUGAAAAUCUUUGGACCCCACGGUCCCCAGAAGGGGGUUCAUGGCCAAAGCCUAGGACUGGUGACAUUCAUUAGCUUUGUGGCUGUGGCUGAGUCUGUCCUCCAGGCCUCUGCCACCGGACAGAGACGUGAGCAGGAAGCCAGUCUUCCCUUUGUGUUUUUAGGUAGCUGACCCUUGGCCGCGCUCCGGCCCAGAGACGUCCCCUGUCUUCUCUUCUGGACCCCCUAGGGCCGUGUCUCCAUGGAGGUGACCGCACUCUGGUGGGGACACAGCCUUGAGUCUGCACCCCUUUUGAGUGGGAGAAGGUCCAGGGCCUCAGGACGGGGCCGCCUGAGGAGCAGAGGUUCCGAGGUUCGGCCGUUCCCCAGCCUGGACGCUAGAGAGGGUAGCGUUUGCCUGUACCUCCCCUUGGGGACCCUGAGCUGACUCACGGCUGGCUGGCCUGAAGGUGGCUUUGACCCAGAGCUGUGCGUACUAUGUCUUCCACACUGUUCCCCACUGGCCUGGUGCCCUUUGAAGACCUCUUCUCCAAACCCCCAAAUCCCAUGCUUGGCCCCAGCCUGACUCAAGGUCCGCUUGUCUCAGGCCAAGAGGGCUGCAGGAAGCUGACCUGCCCGCAGUUGGGCCCUGGGUUGGCCCUGAACGCUCCACCCACUGGGCCUUCACCUAGCCCCACCGGCUCUGGGGAUCUGGCCCGUGAGCCUUCGAGUCCCUGCCAGGCCUCAGACCCUCCUCUUUUGGAGCUCAGCCCUGGCAGCAGCAGCUUGGAAGACGUCAUCUGCAAACCUCCCAGCCCCGAUGGCCCUGGGGCCACAGAGACGCUGUCCCCCUGCUCUUCUCCCCGCUGGGAUUUUGGGGACCUGUUUUGCAAACCCCCAAACCCCAUGCUUUCCUCCAGCAUGGCACUCUCAGGCUUAGGAACCGUGGCCUGUGAACCUCCAGCCUUGCCGUCCCCCAGGCCUGAUUCUGGCCCCAGGCCCAGGGCAGCAAGCCCAGGCGGUGCCGCCUGCAGUCCUGCACAAGGGAAAGCCAGGCCCAAGAAAUGUAGUGGCCAAGGUGGCAGCCUUCGGCCGGACAGCAAGAGGAGAGGCAAGAAGGCCAGGGCUUCUGUCGCCAAGGGGAGGCAGCCCCAGGAGGAGGACUUUGCCCAGCUCCUUGAGCAGUACCGACGGGAGAGGGAGGCCCCUGAGGUGGCCCCGGUGCCCCCGCCUGUGGAGGGUGGGGCGAAGAGGGGAGCCAAGCGGAGCGCCGGGGCUGGGAGUGCCAGCCGUGCCAAGAAGAGGAAGCGGGCAGGGCCAGCGAAGGGACCGGCGAAGGCCCCGGCCCCCCGGCGCCCGGCAGGCCCUCCCGCUGCCCCAGAACGUGCCCCUGUGAGCGAGGAGUUUGUCCAGAAGAACACAGUGGCCCUGGGCUCACAGAGGGUAUGCAAGUACUUCCUGGCCGGACGGUGUGUCCGCGGAGAGCAGUGCCGGCUGGACCACGGGGCCGACGGCCUCAAGUUCCAGCAGCUCUGCAAGUUCUACGUGCAGGGCUACUGCACGCGGGGUGACCACUGCCGCUUCUUGCACAACGAGUUCCCGUGUAAGUUCUUCCACACGGGCGCCAAGUGCUACCAGGGCGACCACUGCGGCUUCUCCCAUGCACCCCUGACUCCUGAGACGGAAGGCCUGCUGAGGGCUGCCCUGGCGGGCCCAGCCCCCGUGGAGGCUGCUCCUCCUACGGCUCCCUCCUGACGGCUGAGGGCAGACUGAGGGUCUCGCUCCCAACUCUUCUGUGUUUGGUAGAGAUGGGAAUUAUUUUGCUCUGGUUAGCGCUGUGAUUGUGAGGAGUCCUAUUAAAAACCCCAGGAAGUUA
Messenger RNA from Vombatus ursinus (common wombat), 2036 nucleotides. RefSeq names its product zinc finger CCCH-type containing 8 (gene ZC3H8). Gene Ontology annotation, molecular function: RNA binding; metal ion binding. Gene Ontology annotation, cellular component: nucleus. The record is from RefSeq and is a predicted model, not a curated record. The coding region runs from base 659 to 1915 and encodes 418 amino acids. NCBI's taxonomy places the organism in Eukaryota, Metazoa, Chordata, Mammalia, Diprotodontia, Vombatidae. The transcript has 3 exons. Gene Ontology annotation, biological process: negative regulation of DNA-templated transcription.